AUGAGGGGCUUGCUGGUGUCCCAUUCCAGAGGUCUCCUCCGAUUCUUCAGUUCCAGUACCAGAAACCUCUUUGAAAACAAAGUAGCGGAGAAACAGAAACUUUUUCAGGAAAACAAUGACCUCCCAGUCCACCUGAAGGGUGGGUCCAGAGAUAGAUUACUAUACAGCAUAACCAUGGCUAUGACUGUGGGAGGAACUGGCUAUACUCUCUUUUUCUUGGGCUGUGCCUCCUUUCCCCGAAAGAAUAAAGAAUAA
This is a messenger RNA of Trichosurus vulpecula (common brushtail), 255 nucleotides long. Its product is annotated as cytochrome c oxidase subunit 7A1, mitochondrial-like. The transcript has 4 exons. Lineage: Eukaryota; Metazoa; Chordata; Mammalia; Diprotodontia; Phalangeridae. The record is from RefSeq and is a predicted model, not a curated record. Gene Ontology annotation, biological process: mitochondrial respirasome assembly; regulation of oxidative phosphorylation; mitochondrial electron transport, cytochrome c to oxygen. Bases 1 to 255 code for a protein of 84 amino acids.